Messenger RNA from Ilyonectria robusta, 2898 nucleotides. RefSeq lists its product as uncharacterized. Bases 1 to 2898 code for a protein of 965 amino acids. The record is from RefSeq and is a predicted model, not a curated record. Lineage: Eukaryota; Fungi; Ascomycota; Sordariomycetes; Hypocreales; Nectriaceae. The transcript has 5 exons.
AUGGCCCAGCCCAUUGAUAUCCCGGUCAAGAGAAGUCGCCUCCAGGCUGCGACUCUCGAGAAAUCCGUCUUUCCAGCCGACGAGGGCCCUUAUUUCGGAUACAUUGAGUUGUUCGAGAGCGGGCACGUCUACCGUGCCCUCUCGUCUGGUUCCGGCAAGUACGUCGAGAUCGGUGCGCGAUGCUCGCUGCCUACUCUCGCCUUCAUCGUGGAGAAGGAUAGGUUCUCGCGGAGCAUCACCGUCGAGAUUACAAGCCUGGGCCUCAAACAAGCUGUGUCCCAUGCCAUCCGCCAGCCCACAGCGUCAUCCGCGUCCCUGGAGCUGCCCUUCAACACCGUCCUCAAGAACUAUGAAGCCUUGAAAGCCCAUCUCAAUGACCUCCGUGAGCGAUACCCCUAUGAUGAUGUGACGUCCGAAAUGCAGCUCCUCGUGGAAGACCUGCUGCUAGAGCGUGCAUUGUACGAUGGCAUGAACAUGGACCUGCUCCGCCAGCGACAGAUCCUCUGCGUGGCCCACCUCCAGGACAUCCAUGCGCAGAAUGUGGGCACCGGAUUGAAUGAGAUUGAAGAUUGUUUCUCGCUUGGGCUCAUCCCCGAUGAUAUCAGUGAGCAGUAUCUGGAGGCAAUGAACCUCAGAUACGCAGACCUCGCGCGGCUGGGUGACUAUGGUGGACUUCGAAGCCUCUGCGAGCCUAUCGUGCGAUCCGGAGAGAUUGAGCUUGAAUACAAUCCCUCCCUAGUUCUCGAAGUUCUCCAGAAUGGUCAUAUGGACGUCUACCAGUACAUGCUAGACCUCAUUGAUCGCACAAAACGGACCUCGGUCGAGAUCCCCGAUCCCCAAUACUCCGACGUCACCUUCGACCCUCUGUAUGUCGCCAUCAGCCUCGGCCAGAUCGAAGCUGUGCAGCACUUCAUUGGCAACCACGCAACAUUUGAAGGAUACGUCUUCGACGAUCCCCACGCAAGCAAGGAUCGCAUCUUCACGCCGUUGUUUGCCGCCGCGUACUGGCACCAGCCGGACAUUGCACGUCUGCUACUGCAGUCGGGACCAAUUUACUAUGCAGGUCUGCCCCAGGCCACUGCAUUGGCACAACAAACCGGGUCGAUGGACGUUCUCCAGGCAUUGAUGGAGCAUCAUGAGCAGUCUACCCCGGCCAGUUUCGUCCAUGACAUCUUUCCUCAGGCAACCUCUUCCCAGUUUCAGUUUUCAGUAUCGCCGCAGAGUCUGCACUACCCAAUCGCCUCCACAGGUCAGAGUCCUCCCGGACUAGCAAGAAGUAUUUCAGGCAUCACCAAUGCGCUGUCUGGCCUUGACGGUACUGUUUCCUUCCAGCCCGGAAGCUUUACAUCCACGUCCACUCAACGCGCCAUGGCUCAGCCUGCGCAGGCCAUCGCCAGCCCUGACUUCUCUGCUCCGCCCAUCCUGAUAGAACCCGGCCCUGUCGGGCAUUAUUCUCAGACGAGCGGUCUCACCGAAAUGUUUGCCGAGUUCAGCCAAACUCCAUUCACCUCGAUUAGACACACUAGCAGUCACAAAUCCCGGCAACAGCUUGGGCGUAACUUCAUGCAAAAGCUAGAGAAACGGUGCAAGAGGUUGAAGAGUAUAUGCUGUAGUCACGCUAAGUCUAAGGCGUAUGUGGAAGUGGCAAAAUACUUCAACACUACUCAGGAAAUAUGGGAGGCGGGUAUCAACUGCUUCAGGGAAAUCACAAGGAACAAAGCACCGUCAAGUCUAGUGGAGGUCCUGCGAGUCCUCCUUGUUGCUGACGCCCUUGGAUGCCAUAUCCCAUACGCAAGUGACGAUCUUGCACUCGAGUUCACCAAUGACCUCGGACGAUGGAGAACCCUCUUGCAGGGCUCCGAGAAGAAAAUGUUCGACGAAAUCGUCUGUGCCGUCUGGAACAUUGACACCGUACCAACCUUGGACAUGCCCGAAAAUGAUCCAGAUAAACUCUACCGCUUCCAAGAACUGAUCCAAAAUCUCAUCUCUCUCGGAGACAUCAAGCAUCUCAAGUCCAGGUCUUCGGGCAGUCGACUCCGAACAGUACAACGACAGCUCAAGAGCCGAAAGCGAAAACCUGUGCUGAGGCGGCGCGCAGACAGACCGCCUGUCCUGCCCGAUGGCAGUUUCCAGAGCAUCGGUAGUGUUCUCGGAAGGUUGACGCAUGACACUGAUUCUUUCUAUGAAGAUGAUGUGGAUCUCGGGGAGUUUAUUGACUUCGAUGCGUUCGGGCUUGAAUUUGAUGACCAAAAACCAACACAAUCCAGUGACUUGGUGGAGCCGACUGUGGAGUGGAAGGAUGUUCACCCAAUAGUUGUUCUGGUAUUCGCAUCGGUCGCGUUUUCUAUCAUCUUGACAGCAGUGUCCACAAUCCAAGACCCCCCUGAGGAGCAUAAGCCAAGGGCGUUCCCCGGCGCCGCGCCUGGCUAUGGCAGGUCGUGCGCUAUUGUAGAAGGGUUUCUCAGCUUCCAGUCCGAGGACAAACUGUAUGACUCUGGGAUAGACGUGCGCUCGGUGGGAGAGGAAUGGUCGAGCCCCUACAUCCAAGAGAUGAAGAAAGCAAGUCAACGGAACUCCCGUCUUCGGUCGUUGAACCCUGCGGGGAUACCAUCAGCAAGUUUGACCGUGGCAGCAUCGAUGAGCAGUCCAAGUGGUUCCUCUUUCAUCUCGACCGACUUUUCGUCCCCAGACACAGCGCGCUCAACAGAGCGGCGAAUCAAGUGCCUAUCAUGCCACAAGACGUUUUCAAGCGUCAGCAACCGCAACAAGCACAUGCGGGAGGGGUGCGCAAAAAUAGAAAGAAAGGGGUAUGUGUGUCGCAACGAGAGCUGCACCAAGGUGCUCACGACCAAGUGGUACCGAAAGACGCACGAGCAGACUAGGUGUCGGUUCCGUUGA